AUGGUAGCAAAUGCUCUUCUCAGGCCUAUCUCGCUCGGCACCAUCGAGCUGAACAACCGCAUCGGCAUGUCCGCCUUGACAAGAAGUCGCUCUCAUAGCACAUAUCCCACCGAGCUGAUGAAAGAAUACUACGUCCAACGCGCCGAUGCUGGCCUAAUCGUGUCAGAAGGGCUUCUGAUAACUCGACAAGGUACCGAAUGGCCUCGUGCACCUGGAAUCUGGGACGAAGACCAUGUUGAAGGAUGGAAGAGCAUCGUCACCGCGGUUCAUCAUGCGGGCGGCAAGAUGUAUGCCCAAUUGUGGCAUCUUGGUCGUUUAUCCCAUCCAGAUGCGCCAGAACAGAAGCUUGCCAGCGUGCCUGUUUAUGGACCUUCUGCAAUUGCUGCUCGCGGCGGCAAAUUCCGUCACCUUCCGGGAACCCCUGGAUAUGUCAAACCAACAAGCAUUGAUGACCCUUGGGUUCUCGUUGCCCAAUUCAAACAGGCUGCUGUAAAUGCAAAGCAAGCUGGUUUUGACGGUGUGGAACUCCAUGGUGGCACCGGGUACUUGAUAACACAAUUCUUAGACAAUACUUCGAACAAGCGCACAGACCAAUGGGGCGGCAGUGUCGAGAAUCGAUCCCGUUUCGGACUGGAGGUUUUGAAAGCGCUCGUUGAAGUCUUUGGCCGUGAUGUCGCUGUCAAGCUCAGCCCCACUGGAGGUUACAACGAUGUUGGGAUGCCCCUUCAAGAGACUCUCGAAACGUUCACAUAUUUCAUAUCAGAGGCAGACAAACUCUGCCUCUCAUACAUCGUUCUCCUCCGCCAUUCUCCUAGGUACGAUCCGGUUUAUGAGGAUGGUGUUCAUCGUGCUACAAAGCACGACGUCCUUGAAUCCUAUGGGCACUUAAUCAAGCACGCCAAGGUUUAUAUCAACGGCGACGUAACCCCAGGGGAAGGUCAAAAGCUUGUAUCUGAAGGCAAGGUCGACGGCAUCUUCAUUGGCCUCGGCUACAUUGCACACCCUGAUCUCGUUAAACGCAUCGAGCACGGAAUGCCUCUGGAUAAUACCGCUGAUAUCGAACACUUCCAGACAGAAGAGGAUGACGAUGACUCGAGCAAAGGCUAUACCGACUAUUCGACGCGUUUCUAA
Messenger RNA from Cyclocybe aegerita, 1131 nucleotides. The record is from the annotation of a GenBank genome assembly. NCBI's taxonomy places the organism in Eukaryota, Fungi, Basidiomycota, Agaricomycetes, Agaricales, Hemipholiotaceae.